Alternaria alternata is the source of this 1536-nucleotide messenger RNA. RefSeq lists its product as hypothetical. The transcript is spliced from 3 exons. Gene Ontology annotation, cellular component: mitochondrion. The record is from RefSeq and is a predicted model, not a curated record. NCBI's taxonomy places the organism in Eukaryota, Fungi, Ascomycota, Dothideomycetes, Pleosporales, Pleosporaceae. Bases 68 to 1213 code for a protein of 381 amino acids.
CUUUGACAUAUUGAACAUCCUCAUCGCGAACGCCCGACGCUCGCCCCGAGCACAAGUCCCGCCCACGAUGUCUUCACAACUACCGCUUCGGAGUAUACGAAUACCAGCGCUGCAACGGCAAUGCCUCUUUCAACGCCACCAAAUCCUCCUCCGCUCCGCCCAACCCGCCAUAACCCAUCCAUCAUCUCGCCGUACUUUCUCCAGCACUCCCUCACGCCCGAACAAGCGUAGCCAAUUCGGCCAGGACAAGGCGCAAACAAGAUCUGCUGCUGAGGCCCAAGUUGCGCCUUCCCCGAAGGUCAACUUUGACCGUGCGCAACGGGAUGCAGAUGCCAUGGCGGAGGAUAUUGGUAUCUUGCAGAAUACAAUUGUGAGAGCAUCUUUUAAGGACGUGUGGGAAGAGACAGACCAUGUUAGAGAAGUCAUGGGAUAUUACUGGAACAUGGUCAAGCACAAGGCAACGGCUCUUUAUUCACGAUACUAUUACCGCGCGUGCAUUCAAAAAUCCGGCUGGACAAAAUACCUACCCGUCGAUCCAUUCAACAACACACAAUACAAAGUCCUAGCGCAGAGACACUACAAGCGAAUCCAGCAAUGCUUUGCCAAAGGCAACAUAGGCCCCCUCGAGCAAAUAUGCCUACCUCCCCUCGUCAAGAAGCUCAAACAGCGUGUCGCCGCCCGCGGAGGCAAACUCAACAUGUCCUGGCACCUCCACAAAGUCAAAUCCAUGCGCGUAGUCUCGCACCGCGCCGCACCUCUGGGCGAAGAACAACCAGAUUCAGCUUACAGACAAGUCGUUGUACGAAUCGAAUCCGUUCAGUCGCUCAAACGAUCCGAUUCUUCUUCGUCUAAAUCCGCUUCUUCUUCGUCUAGAUCUGCAAAGCCAUCCUCUUCGCCACGCGCUGUCGCUCCUCCUCUCCCCUGGGUCCCGGAUUCCGUACGCCAACGAGCUGAAAAGGCCCGCCAACGGAUCCAGAAACUAGAGGACGAGGGUGAGAAUGUGAACCAGAUUGUCAAGAGCGGCGACAAGUAUGCGGAUAAUGGAGUGCCCAAGACAGUGGUGGAGUAUCUCGUAUUGCAGAAGAGGGUUGUCAGAGGGGUAGAGGAGGAUUGGAAGGUUUGGGGCUUUGCCAAGGAGUCGACGCCGAGUGUGGUUGCGAGCGACGAGAAGUAUUGGGCUAAGAUGUUGGAUACACAGCUUGGCCCUGCUUAAUUUCGACACCCGUGGUGUGGGAGAGAACGAGAAACGAAAGAGAGACUGUAACCAUAUUUGUAUAUAUGAUGGAUGUGAUGAGAGCGUGUGGUCGCGCUCCAGAAACUUCAGGUGUAAUCAUACGUGGUAUGGGGACGCGACAUCGAAGUUGCAAGUGUGAAUAAACUUGACAUCACGUUGUGUGUAUCAUACAGGAAAAGUGUUCACUGAAGAAGUGCGGUGGAUAGAGGAUAGUCAUGUCAUUUGAGCUCUAGUUGCUAGUAGCAAUAACGACAACCCAGAUACAUGCAAUCGUUCGGCGCCCAGCAUUCUACUGUCGCGCA